Molecule: messenger RNA, 714 nt
Organism: Alternaria atra
Lineage: Eukaryota; Fungi; Ascomycota; Dothideomycetes; Pleosporales; Pleosporaceae
Exons: 3
Coding region: 1-714 (237 amino acids)
Source: RefSeq, a predicted model, not a curated record
AUGACUGCUCCAAGGUGGAAGAAGCUGUAUGAAUAUGCAGCAUGCGAUCUCGCUGAUGGUCUACUAAAGCUGCAUGUCCCCGGUGCAGGCUUCCUCGCCGACAUCAGGCCGCUGCUUCAUACAGCCAGCAUCCCAAAACUCGAACCCAGAAAGGUUCUUGCGCCUGCGUCGACGUUUCUAAUGAUUCCGAAAGCGACAAAGUCUUUCCCGACCCCACCCAAGAUGCCGGAUGGCAUGCCAGCUUCCAAUCUUUCAGACUCUAGGCCGUAUGCAGAUUACACCGAGAGCGGCACCAUUGUAGUUAUCAGCCAGCCUCCAGGACAGUCGUGUGCAGUCGUUGGAGGCAUCAUGGCAGCUCGUAUGCAGCAUCUCGGCGCAGAGGGCAUUGUCGUCGAUGGUCGGGUGCGAGACAUUACUGCUCUGAACCAGACGCAGCUUCCCAUCUGGUCCAAGUCGACAUCUGUCAUAGGCGCAGGAGCCGAGACCAAGUUUCAUGCACACAAUGUACCCGUGAGGAUUGGCGAGACGGUGGUUGAGGCCGGCGAUAUCAUCAUGAUCGAUCCCUUCGAGAAUGGCGUGGUCGCGGUGCCACAGGGCAAAGUGGAAGAAUUGCUCCAAUUACUGCCUAAGCUUGUCCAGGCGGACGAGAAGGUGACUGCGGAUGUCGGGCGCGGUGUUAGUGUGGAGGAGGCGUUCAAGAGGCACAGAAACUAG